This is a messenger RNA of Symbiodinium sp. CCMP2456, 648 nucleotides long. Lineage: Eukaryota; Dinophyceae; Suessiales; Symbiodiniaceae. The record is from the annotation of a GenBank genome assembly.
GCUCUUGCAGAGCUCCAUGCUCGCAAUUGCAUCCACAAGGACCUGAAGUUGGAGAACAUCAUGUUUGACAGGACUCCGCCAGCGAACGCCAAGGUCGACUGGGCCAGCUUCAUGGGUGGCGACCAGUCUCCCGUGAAGGUAAAGCUCAUCGACUUCGAUACCGUGGAGACCGUGCAGCCUCAGACCCCGAAGAAGGCUAAGGAUGUCCUGGGAACUGACCAGUACAUCGCCCAGGAGGCCUACGAUGGCAACUACUCGGCCGCUUCGGACAUCUUUGCCGUGGGUGUUAUUGGCUACAGGCUGUUGACCAGCAAGUUUCCCUACAAAGCUGACAUUUUCGACGACGAGGCGGGCGACAACUGGGUCGGCUCUCCGAAGAUGAAGGAGAUCAGGCAGAAGCUCUGCAACUAUAAGAUCGACUGGAACCACCGGAUUUUCAGCAUUGAGCCGCAGGCGUGCAACCUGAUUAAGCAAAUGCUGGCGACGAACGAGACGGCAAGACCCACUGCAAAGGACGCCCUGUCGCAUCCUUGGCUCAAUGAGACGCAGCGCCGCCGAUCUCUGCCGAAUCUUGGAGAUUCGCCCAUGAAAUCAUCGCCGUCCUUGCCGAACGAAGUGUCGGUGACGCGAAUGGCAUCGGAUGCUUAA